Messenger RNA from Engraulis encrasicolus (European anchovy), 10235 nucleotides. RefSeq names its product rho guanine nucleotide exchange factor 17-like. The transcript is spliced from 21 exons. Bases 500 to 8236 code for a protein of 2578 amino acids. The record is from RefSeq and is a predicted model, not a curated record. Lineage: Eukaryota; Metazoa; Chordata; Actinopteri; Clupeiformes; Engraulidae. Gene Ontology annotation, molecular function: protein binding; guanyl-nucleotide exchange factor activity. Gene Ontology annotation, biological process: actin cytoskeleton organization.
AAAAGUCACGGAAAAACUUAUUUAUGACAAAAUAACAAUAUCACUUCACCACGCAGCGUGUACAGCCAAAGAUGCGUUUAGAGGGAUAUACUGUGCUCUGGAUAUGGCAAUCUCUCAAGAAAGUGGGCAUUUUUGUAACCUUGCUGGAAGGGCUGCAGAGUUGAACAAGUUGGGAGAAAUUUUCUGGCCAAAGUUUGCGGUCUUUCCCUGCGUGCAUGGAAGGAGGCUGCUCGGUACCGAGUUGGAGAACAUGCUUAAAGGUCAGAAUGCAACAGGACACCAUUUCUUGCUUGUGUUAGUGGUUACCUAAUUCAGUUGUUGUCGUGAAAACAAUUUGACCUCUUGUCAUAAGCUCUGAAACGUGUCGCCGGGCCACUUAAACUUAAUGGAGUUGUAGUAGACUAAUUUUCGGUGGGCAAGUGACCACGGUAGAAAGACUGGAGCCCGCAUUAUCAAUGACAUAGACAAGAGGCCAAGAAAACAGUAUCUGCACUGCACAAUGGCAGACAGAGCGACUCAGAGGAAAGUAUACAGGAGUGUUUCCUUCAAAAAGCUGGAAACUUGGGGCGCAAAUAAAACUCGAUCCAGAGCCGGGGAUCAACACCACAUAUCAAAAGAUUUAGAGAUCGGUGCCCUUCCCCCUUCAGCUCCUCCGGAGACGGCAGCCGAAAAAGCGCAGCCCUCGGCGACGCGUAGUGUUACUGUGUCAAGAAAAGUUUCCAAAAUCUCAGCAGCCAGCCUCUCGACCGCAGAGCUAAAGAAAGGCACUCCUCACUCGAUCUCACCCUCCAUUCGCCAGCUCUCAGAAAAGUUCAGCGCGAAAACAGGGCUGACGCACGGCACGGCUUUUGUCAGCACUGGGACUCUGAAAAGCACAACUUUGCCAAGAAGUAGAAGCAAAGAAAAUGAAUCCACGUCAAACUUCGGAAUAGAUGGAAAUGCGUUUCAACCAACACAGUGCAAGGACGCAGAAGAACACUUGUCUCUGAAAUCGCACGAAGAAGAAAAGUAUUCAACACAAGAAUCAGCCUCUGGUUCGGAUUCUGACAGAAGUCAGAGACAUUUGAGUCGGAAUCCUGCCGAUGGGUCUAGUGGAGGUAAGCGCGAUUAUUCUCAUAUCGCACGAUACACUGAUAUCAACCAUACACAUUUAAACGAAGAGGAUGUUUUUAUUACUGGAGCUCCAGCUUGCAAGUCUUACAGGAGCUAUAGUUCAACUCACGGAGAUUCAAAACACGUUGAUUCCUCGAAUUGGCCAAGUGUCACGAAAAUUAGAGAAUUAUUUGGAGACAGAAAGCUACAUAGGUCGAUUUCUGACGCAGAAGACCUAAAAUCUUCAAGCCAACACUACUCCUCCAGCUCAAGAGAAGCCAGCUAUUUUUCUGACCGCAGUGAUAGACAGUCUCCCUUGCUGCCAAGAGGAGUUUGGCAAGACUCCAGGAACUCUGACCCUGACAUUAGUGAGUCUUCCACAGACCCGUACAGUGCUAGUCUAACUCAAAACGUGGAAACAUUUAAGACAGAGCCUUCUUUUGGCACCACAACACAUGCUGCAUAUGACUCUGAGUUUACCAGUGGCGUUGGAGACCUGCCUGACACAUCUAAAGUGCAGAACCCCGGCAGAGGAGGCGAGAGUCAGUCGGAGAAGUUGGACAGUGACCCCCCCAGGCCCUCUGCUCCGGCUCCACCACCCCGCAGCAGCUCUGUGGCUCACCCGCGCAGGGCCCACCAACCCUUGGCCUGCACUCGACAGCAGCAGCAGCAACUGAAGGAGCUGCAGCAGCAGCAGCAACAGCAUAGACAGGGGGUAGAGCAGCCACAGCUACUGGAUAGUUUACAUUCUUCACAUAGCUCCUUCAGACCGCAGACAGCCCCCUCCGUGGCACCGUCGUCCGGCAGCAGCGGUGCACGGUGGAGAUUCAGCUCCGGCGAGGAGGAGUACGACUCAGAGGGGCGCAGCUGCACCCGAGGAGGUGGUGGCAGGGGGGGCAGCGGCGGCGGCACAACGCUCCCUUACGUGCGCAGCGGCGGAGGGGCCAGCACCUACUUCUCUCCUCGCGGCAAGCAUGACAACAACAACUACCGGGCCAAGCUGGUGGGCAGGUCGUCCGGCAGCGAGGAAGACAGCCCGGCAGCACUAGCAGCCGCCCACAGCCGCGACAACAUCCGCCGACGCUCCCUGAGAAAGAAGAAGAAAAGCAGCUGCAGCCGAGACAAUGGCGAAUCCGACGACAGCGACGACCAGCCAAUGAUGAUGGAUCAGCUGGAACGUCAUCAGCAGCAGCAGCAGCAGCAGCAGCAGUCGCUGGACUCUCAGCAGUCCGCUGGCAGAAGGUUCGAGGGCUCCAGAACGAGGCCCUGCUUCACAGCAUGGGAGCGUAGUGGUAGUGGUGGUGCCUCGCCUGCCUCCUCCACCACCACCACCACCAUGCCCAGACAAGAAGGCUUCAGACGCUUCCACAGAGGAGCAGUCGGACCGGACGGAGGCGCGUCUCCGUCAGGAACCCCUCCUGUCCCCGCUGUGGUGUCGCGCGUGUCAAAGGUCACCAUCCCCUCUUUUCUCACCAGCCCGUGUGGGUCAAGGAGCAGCAGCCGCUAUUCCAGCACUGAGACCCUGAAGGAGGAGGACCAGCCCGCCAGUGCCUCUGUCAUGAGCAAGACAUACCAUGGCAACUUCACUAUGUACAGGUCGCCCAGCUUUGGCCACGGUGACAACUUUUCCCGCACACCUGUUCGCGUUGUGCCUAGAGUCGUGCCCAGUUUAAGCCCCGGCGAUGCAGCUGCAGGGCCGCCUGCUAGCAGAGUGCUCCAUCGCUCCCAUAGCAACAGUGGCGACAAGGAGAGGAAUAGAAUGUCAAUGUCCAACCCGGAUAUAGCCUCGGAGACCAUGUCUCUGCUUAGCUACCUGAAGAAAACAGACUUGUCAGGGCUCAAGGUCGGGAAGAAAGGUCGCGCAGCGGGGCAAGAGACAGGUGUAGAUGGAGUCGGCUCCGGGUUUCACACGGUGUCUGGUGCUUCGCCGGUGUACAGGAUGGGCUCCAGCAGGUCCCAAGCACCGCACUCUGGCCGGCCAUCUUUAAAAGACCUGACCGCCACACUGAGACGUGCCCAGUCUUUCACUUACUCAGACAAGACACCAGGGAGGCGCUAUUCGCCCAGUGUGCCUGCCUCUAGAAGCUCCUCCGAGCAGCGCCUGGACUGUCAGGGGGACGGGGAGAGGAUUGUGGUGUCUGACCGCGAGGUGGAAAGCGACGACUGCUGCAGCGGAUAUCGGUAUGAAGAGACAAUGCCCUCCAACCCCCUCCAUGACCGAUAUGUUCAAGAGGCCAGGAAGGUCAUACAGGACAUUUGUCAGAUGGGUGGUGCUGGUGAAGAUGAUGACUUUGGAUUCGGAGGGGACGAUUCUAAAGACAAGGCGAAAUCUGACGUUGAGACUGAAGUCAAAAAAGAAGAAAUCGAAGUGGUUAAAGUGACAGUGAGAGAGGAUGCACAGAAGAAGGCAGUUGAAAGUAGGCGGGAGGACACGCACUGUGAGAGUGAGAAAUGUCUACAGAAGGGAAUCUCUGAAGAGAAUGUGUUUUACGACAAGUCCUUAGAUGAACUCUCUGGGCAUGAGUCUAGUAUGACCGAUGAAGGAAUAGUAACAGAGCCUGAAGCAGGCCCGAGUAGUAGCUGUCCCCCCUCAGGGAAAGACCUGCUGGGCCAGCCGCUGACUGUGUGGAGUCAGUCUGCACUGUAUAAAGAGGAAGUGUCUGAGCUGGCUAAAGACAAGAGUGUAACCUCCCCAAUGCUCCCCAAUGUGAGGACCGAGUACGAGGCUGUGACCAUCAUCGGCAGUGAGACUAGUAGCUGUGUCAAAAAUGCGAACCCAAGUCAGGCGGACACUCCCUCCACCCCGAAUGCUACCCGCAGACGCAGGAAGUUCUCCUCUGCCGGCAAUAACGGCUCUGACUCCAGCAAUGGCAGCAACAACGGAGAGUCGAACGGAGAGUCGGCGUACCGCUCCCUCAGCGACCCCAUGCCGCACCGCAGACGCUCGCUGGUCGAGGACGGCGGCAACGCGUUCUCCGUCGACAGCAACCUGCUGGGGUCCCUCACGGCGAAGGGCGGCGGCGGGGGCGGGGGCGGCCGUCAAGACUCGUCCGCCGCAGACCUGUCGGAGUGCACGGGGAGCGCGGCCAGCGACCUCUCUGUCUGCAGCGACAGCCUGCGCGACUACAGCGCGGUCAUGGAGAGCAUCGUGCGCGAGCCGGGCACCAUGGACAAGGUGGUCGACGAGAAGGGCAACGGCAAGGCGGUGAAGAAGAAGAGCUUCAGUGACCCCAGCAGGCGCGGCGAGCCCACCACCAUGCUGCUCCCGGACGGCCAGAGCCAGCCCAGCGAGCCAAUCAGUGAGCUGGAGCAGCAGCCCAUCCCGCCCUCCAGCAGCGAGCCCAUCCUAUCAGAGCAGAGAGGAGAGCUGUGGGCGCCGGAGGGAACGUCAGCGGCGCAGCGGUCCACUCACCCUGGCGGAGGAAGACACCGUUCUCAGUCGGAGCACGCCCUGCCAUCCCACCUCCUCGCUGGGGAGCAGAACGGGGAAGCUGGCCAACCCCAACCCGAGCAUCCGGCGGCGGGGGCAGGGGGGCCUCCUCCUCCGUGUUUCGCAUUUGACCCCAAGCUGGCCGAGGUGCUGUCUCCGCGCAUGAGCCGGCGCAGCCCCAGGAAACGGCCCAACCGUGCGCCGCUGCAGCAGCAGCUGAGCGAGGACUCGGAGCAGCUGGAGGAGCAGGGCGAGGGCGAGGCGGAAGACGAGCCGCCCGGCGGCGAGGAAAACCCCGACCUCGCCUCCUCCCUGUCCCAGCUGCUGCCGCUCCCUAAAGCCAGGCCAGGGCACGUUCGGCAUGCCAGCGAGCCCGCCACGUUCGUGCCCAUCGUCCCACCCGCUGCCCACGCUUCUCAAAGACAACGGUCAUCAGCCGUCGGACUCAGCGCCCCGGCUCCCUUACGGCCUCCUCCUAAACAGGGGGCCGUGGGGGACGACGCACCAUCCCUGGAGGACGUGACCAAGAGGUACAUCCUGAACUCCUCCGAGGGGAGCACAGGGGACCCUCCUCCUCUUCCUCCUGCUGCUGUUCCCCCAGCAGGGACUUCAGCAGGCGGCUCCAGGUCCACCCCUGCCACCCCGACCACCACAGACCCCCAGAAGGAGCUGAGCCCUGCCCCUCUGAAGGCCAAACCCCGGGUGGACAUGAGAAGACAUGUCGUGAUGACCCUACUGGACACCGAGCAGUCUUACGUGGAGUCACUCAGGACACUCAUACAGGGUUACAUGAGGCCCCUGAAGCAGCCGGAGAACUCUCCGCUGGUGGACCCCUCUCUGGUGGACGAGAUGUUCUUCCAGAUCCCCGAGAUCCUGGACCACCACGAGCACUUCCUGGAGCAGGUGCUGAGCUGCGUCAACGACUGGCACGACAAGCAGACCGUGGGACACCUGCUCACAGACUCGUUCUCCAAAGAGAUCCUGGCCAAUAUUUACUCGGCUUACAUUGACAACUUUCUCAACGCCAAAGAUGCCGUGCGGAUCGCCAAGGAGGCCAAGCCUGCAUUUCUCAAGUUUCUGGAGCAAAGCAUGCGUGAGAACAAAGAGAAGCAGGCCCUGGCCGACUUGAUGAUCAAACCGGUACAGAGAAUCCCUCGCUAUGAGCUACUAGUCAAGGACUUGCUAAAGCACACCCCGGAGGAGCACCCUGACCACCAGUUCCUGCUGGACGCCCAGCGGAACAUCAAGCGGCUGGCCGAGCGCAUCAACAAGGGCCGCCGCAGCGCCGAGGAGGUGGAGCGGGAGACGCGCGUCAUGCAGGAGAUCGAAGCCCACAUCGAGGGAGUGGAACAUAUCAUGAAUCCACAGAGGAAGUUCCUGCGUCAGGAGAUGGUGAUGGAGGCGAAAACGGUGGGGGGCAAGAAGGAUCGCUCCCUCUUCCUCUUCAGUGAUCUGCUCAUCUGCACCACGCUCAAGAGGAAGUCUGGAUCCCUGCGCCGCAGCUCCAUGAGCCUAUACACAGCCGCCAGCAUUAUCGACACCUCGAGUAAAUACAAGUUCCUGUGGAAGCUGCCGCUGGAGGAUGUGGAAAUGGUGAAAGGUUCCAACCAGGCCACUAACAGAGAGAACAUUCAGAAGACCAUUGGGCGUCUGGAUGAAGACUUGAGCACCCUGGGCCAGAUCAGCAAACUGUCAGAAACACUAAGCUUUCCGCAUCAGAACCUGGAUGACGUGAUAAAAGACCUGAUGGCCUCGGUGCACCGGGAGCUGGCGGAGAAGCAGUCGCUGGCCUUCAGCAUGACCUUCCUGCCCACCAAGGUCGAGCUGACCACCGCCUCCGCAGAGAGCACCUUCAUCUUCGAGUUCAGCAGCCCGGAGGCACGCAGCAACUUCGAGCAGGCCUUUGAGGAGGCCAAGAAGAAGCUGGCCAUGAAUAAAGACCAGUGGGACCCGGAGUUCCUGAAGGCCAUCCCUAUCAUGAAGACCCGCAGCGGCAUGCAGUUCUCGUGUGCGUCUCCGAGCCACAGCUGUCCGGAGAACACCUACGAGGUGUGGGUGUGCAACAGCGACGGCUACGUGGGCCAGGUGUGCCUGCUCAACAUCCGCGACGAGCCCACGGUGGAGGCCUGCAUUGCCGUCUGCUCCGCUCGCAUCAUCUGCAUCGCCGCCGUCCCCGGCCUCAAGGGCAGAGAGCGUGCAGAGUGCCCCACCGCCACUCCAUCAGCCGAGCCCCAGACUACCGCCUCCUCGACCACCUCCUCCUCCUCAGCCGCCCAGCAGCAGCAGCAGCAGCAGCAGCAGCUCCACAUCUCCAUCUCCGGCUCGUCCCUGGAGCUCAGCGAGCCUCCUUCGACAGCCGGAUCUGGGGUCAACCGGGAGCUGGUGCCCUUCGACAGCGACGACACGGACGAUGAGGACUCGCCCAGCCCCUCGUCCACCCUGCAGAGUCAAGCCAGCCACUCCACCAUCUCCUCCAGCUUUGGCAACGACGAGGGUGCCGGCUCCAAGGACAUGGCCACGGAGACCACCAGCUCUGAGGAGGAGCCCGAGUUCCCGGUGCCCAGCUCCUUUGGCCCGCCGCGCAUCAUCAGCAGCAGCGGCGACAGCCCCAUGGAUGGGCGGGCCAUGCGACGCUCCAGCCGGGGCUCCUUCACGCGCGCCAGCCUGGAGGACCUGCUCAGCAUAGACCCCGAGGCCUACCAGAGCUCCGUCUGGCUGGGCACCGAGGACGGCUGCAUCCAUGUUUACCAGUCUUCAGACAAUAUCCGCAAUCGCAAGAACAGCAUGAAGAUGCAGCACUCGGCAUCCAUUUUGUGCAUCCUGUAUCUUGACAACAAAGUCUUUGUGUCCCUGGCCAACGGUGAGGUGAUCGUUUAUCAGAGGGAAGCAGGAAGUUUCUGGGACCCUCAGAGUUCCCAGACUCUGUGCUUGGGCACUCCCAGCGGUCCCGUGACCAAGAUGGUUCCCGUGGCCGGCAAGCUGUGGUGCGGUUGCCAGAACCGGGUCCUCAUCAUCAACACGAGUACGCUGGUCCAGGAGCACUCGUUCCAGGUGGGUCAGGACAGUAGCCGCUGUGUGACCAGCAUGGUGAGCUAUGGCCAGGGGGUGUGGAUGGCCCUGCAGGGCAGCGCCCAGGUGCGCCUCUACCACGCCGCCACCUACGAGAGCCUCACCGAGGUGGACGUGGCGCCCGCCGUCCACAAGAUGCUGGCAGGCUCUGACGCGAUCAUCCGUCAGCACAAGGCGGCGUGUCUGCGCAUCACAGCUCUCCUGGCCUGCAAGGACCUGCUGUGGAUCGGCACCAGUGCCGGCGUGGUGCUGACCUUAGCCGUGCCGCCCGUCUCCUCCAGCACCAGCUCCAGCUCGGUGCGCGGGCCCCUGCAGCCCAUGGGCUCGGCCCACGGACACACGGGCCACGUCCGCUUCCUCACCUCCAUAGAGCUGCCCGAGGGCUUCGACGUCAACUUCCCCCUACAGACAGACACGGGUAACGCAGUUCAGAGUUCCGAAGGCGGCGGGAGCAGUAGUGGUGGCAGCGGUGGCCUCCAGCGCCGUGACUCGGCCCACCGACGAGCCUCCACCCUCCUGCCCACCAAGAACAACCUACUGGUCAUCAGCGGCGGCGACGGCUACGAGGACUUCCGGCUGACCAACAGCAGCGAGACGGUGGGAAGGGACGACAGCACCAACCACUUGCUGCUCUGGAGGGUGUGAGCGAGCAGUAGCAGUGGUGGCCAUUCUUCUUCAGUGCUUCAGAGCUCGGCCUCCAGUCAGUGUCUCCCCCCCCCAACUCAGUGCCAGCCGCUGGACCGCACACUCCCGUCCCGUUUCUGUGGCAACCUGGCCCCGCCCACUUCCUGUUCCUCUCUGAAUGUCCUAUGCUCCUGAAUCUGGUUUCUCUGUGCAUAUAGAUGUCAGAUAUUGGACGAAAAAAAGGGUCGCUUCGAACCAGGUAUUUUUUUUUAGUUGCUGUCGUUUUGAUUUGACUUUCAUUCUGGUUUUUUUUGGUUGUUGUUUUUGACACUUCUUAAUGGUUUGGGUCGAUUUUUUUGUUUUGUUUCCUGUUGUUUGGUUUUCCUCUUGGUGUACGAAGUGAAUCUUUUGCUCUGCUUAUGAAGUUCUCAAGCUUGCUGGGCACCAUAUUGUAGUGGACCUCUUUGGUCUAAAAAAAACCACCAGGAGCAGGAAAAGGAAGGGGAUGUUACAGAAUCAUCACGAGAGGUGGACUGAGAGUAAGUCUUUUAAGGAAAGAGACUCAGAGGGGUUGUGAAGAGACAGAAGAACGACAAGAACGAUUAAAAAAAGAGAGGUUUGCCACAAGAAGACGUGGUGAUGAGAAAAUUUUUCCAGUCAGUGGCAGACUUCCUCACAGUGAAACAGAUAAAAAAGCUGUCGGGUAAACCCUGUGUGUUGAGUUGGGACGCGAACUGUAUGUAGGGAUGGAAUCAGAAAUAAUGGAUGGUGGGUGAUAUUGUAAUUUGAGGGCUGUUUUGGGUUGAAAAACCCAAGAAGAGGUUCAGUUGAAUGAAAGAACGUCAGGGUAUUGAGGACAAAAGAAGAGGAUACCCUCAGAUGGCUUUCCAUGCUCUGAUCGGACAAGAAAAAAAAAUGAGAUUGGAAGAGAUGGUCAUUUCACCUCAAUUGCCACAGCGUAGUCAACUACUGGUCAUUUAAGACUGUGAGUCUACAGACAUGAAGAUGCUUUUUUUGGUUUUAUUUUUCAAAUUUAAUCUCAAAUGACAAAAGAAGUGUGCUUUAAAUACAAAAAGAAAGUUAACAUAAAAGAAGUAACCAAUGUGCAAUAUAAGGUGAGGGUACCUGCUUAUAAUAUCACACGACACUCAUACAGUACAUGACAUGUAUACUCCUUCAAUAUCUAUGAGGGCACAACCAACUAUCCUCCCUGCAAUCAUUUACAGUCACUCGCAAUCACAUCCACCCUGUUUUUGCAUCAUCACUUUUUCAUCAUUUGUGAUUCUUCUCCAACAGACGAAGAAGACGAAAUGAUUCAACAUAGUGACCUUUUAGUUUAUGGCAUGCACGGAGUUGAAGAAAAAAAAAAAGAACAUUCCGUAUAGAUAUUGUGUCUAUAAUCUUCAUGUACAGUAUUUAUGUUUGUUUUUUUUGUUAUUUUUAGAUUAUCAUUUUACAGCACUUAAUUUAUAAAUGUGUUUAUUUUUCCUCAUUUCCUUGCAUCUGAUAUACACCAGCACCUGUACACAAUGGCAACACAUCUGACUGACAUGAGUGUGUGGGUUUCAUGCCUCUGCCGACCUAAUUAAUUGAUGAUUGUGUCUUGACAAAGAUAUGUAAAGUCUGUAUAUGAGAGAGAGAGACUGAGACUGAUGAGGAUGCCAAUGAUGAUGAAACAGGGAGUGAGGUACAGAAUAGUAAAAGAGAAAGAAACCAUUUAUUUGGCUAUGUGUUACUGGCGGCGUGUGCGUUGCCAAUAGACAACUUACAGUAGUAGGUGUUACAUGGUUUCCGUGUGUUUGUAUGCAUGUGUCUGACAAGUUGCCUUUGGAGUGUAACAUUUAGCUUUGAAAAAGUCAAUGUUAGUGAGGGAGGGAGGUGUGUGCAUGACUUUGUGUGCGCGUGCGCCCGCGCCCGCGUGCGUGUGUGUGUGUGUGUGUGUGUGUGUGUGUGGUGCACACGCGUGCAUGACUGCGUGUGUGUGUGUGUGUGUGUGUGUGUGUGUGUGUGUGUGUGUGUG